UUCAACAUUGAAAAAACACUGAAAAUAAAGAGCAACAACUUAGAGUGGGAACUGAUGGAGAGUGAAGCACCUUCACUUCUGCGCCGUGCUCGCGGCGGAUGGAUCACAUUUCCUUUCUUCAUAGCAACGGGUGGUUUGUUGGCACUGUCAUCUGGAUUAAGCGUCAACCUUAUUACAUUCUUGAAAGAUGAGUUCCACUUUGAAGAUGCAUCUGCUGCUAAAAUCACCAACUAUGUCAAUGGAACCUUGGCUUUCAUCCCUAUCUUUGCUGCAAUCAUUGCUGAUUCAUUUGCUGGCUGCUUUUCUGUCAUCUGCUUCUCCUCCUUCAUCUCUUUGCUGGUAUGUUUCAAUUUUUUAUUUCUCUCUCCUUUUUUCAUAAAUCAUAAAAAAAGGAAGAGAUCAACAUUUUCAAGAAUUAUGCAGGGGGUAGUGCUGUUGCUUCUAUCUGCAACUGUGAGCCAUUUGAGGCCUCCUAGUUGUGAAAAGGGUUCCAUUUUCUGCAAGCAUCCAACGCCUCUUCAAGCCGGCCUUCUGUACCUCAGCUUGGCUCUUCUCUCUGUGGGAGACGGAGGCACGCGCUUCACUCUUGCAUCCAUGGGAGCAGAUCAGCUAGACACCACAAAACAUCAGGGGAUAUUCUUCAAUUGGUACCUUUUCACACUCUAUGUGGCAAACUUUGUGAGCGUAACGGUCAUGGUAUACGUGGAGGAACACCUAGGCUGGGGCUGGGGUUUCACCAUCUUCACCAUGGCCAAUCUGAUUGGUUUGGUGGUCUUCCUCUGUGGCACGAAAUUUUAUCGCUUUGUCAAGCCCACUGGCAGCCCUUUCAAGAGCUUGGCUUGUGUCAUCGUUGCCGCCAUCAAGAAAAGGAAGAUGUCUCUCUCACCACAAACUGGAGAUUAUCAUCAUGAUGGAGAUGGUUUCAACUCUCCCACGCCAUUUUUCAAGUUCUUGAACAGUGCAGCGGUCAAGAGUGAAGAAGAGUCUAGUUCAAAGAUAGUGAAUCCAUGGAAAUUAUGCACAGUGCAACAAGUUGAAGAUCUGAAAAGGCUAAUCAAGAUUGUGCCAAUAUGGAUUAGUGGUUUGAUACUGUGUAUACCUAUAGCAGUGCUGAUGAGUUUCAUGAUCAUACAAGGCAAAACCAUGGACAAUCGUCUCAACUCUCAUUUCAAAAUCCCAGUUGCUUCAAUCCAUUUGUGUUCGCUCAUCGGAACCUGUGUCACGAUACCGUUGUUAGACCGCCUUGUAUUCCCGCUCUGGGUAAAGCUCGCUCCCGCUAGGCCUCCCACGCACCUGCAACGCAUUGGGAUUGGCCACAUCAUCACUAUAGUCAGCAACAUUGUUGCGGCACUUGUGGAGGCAAAGAGACUAAGGGAGGCGAGAUCGCGUGAUCUCAGAGUGGUUCCUAUGUCGUUGUUGUGGCUGGCGCCACAGCUAGCCAUUGUAGGAGUGUCGGAAGGGUUCCAUUUUGCCGGACAAGUUGCAUUCUGUUACCAAGAAUUCCCAGCUUCGUUCAAGACCACUGCAACUGCUGUCGUUGCUUUGACUGUCGCAGGGGGCUACUAUUCGAGCAAUCUUGUCAUCGAUAUUGUCCAGAGUGCCACGGAAUGGUUGCCCAACAAUAUAAACAACGGGAGACUGGACAAUGUGUAUUGGUUGUGCAGUGGGAUAGGAGCAUUGAAUCUGGUGUUCUAUCUUGUGUGCGCAUCUUCCUACAAGUAUCAUAAAUCUUAAAAUUGUUAGGGUUGGUUGAUCUGAGUCAUGUUGUAAUAAAAUAUUCAAACAUGUAUUGAUUUUGUUGCAUUAUUGGUGUAAUGGAUUGGUUGAUCUCAAUAAUUCAAA
This is a messenger RNA of Salvia splendens (bonfire salvia), 1842 nucleotides long. Its product is annotated as protein NRT1/ PTR FAMILY 2.7. Lineage: Eukaryota; Viridiplantae; Streptophyta; Magnoliopsida; Lamiales; Lamiaceae. The record is from RefSeq and is a predicted model, not a curated record. Gene Ontology annotation, molecular function: transmembrane transporter activity. Gene Ontology annotation, biological process: transmembrane transport. Bases 55 to 1734 code for a protein of 559 amino acids. Gene Ontology annotation, cellular component: membrane. The transcript is spliced from 3 exons.